AUGACCAGCACCAAAACGUUUGUGGAGACGUAUGCUCAAGUAUCUCUGGUGCACCGAGUGAUCACCCUUGCAAAGCGCGCCAUUUUCCAUUCUCACACCACCCAAGGUCUUCGGCGCACUCUUGAACUGGGGCCUGCAAUGCACGUUAACCACCCAAAUAUCUACUAUCUGUGCUUCCCGCGGGAUUCGUUGCUAUGCAAGGCAGCUGUCUACGCAUUGUGUCUAUACGAGUGGGUACAGACGGCAGGAAUCACCGCAGACGUCCUGGUGUCCUUGACGAAGCAAGCAGACAAUCUGCUGACACUGGGGCAUCUGGCCCCGAGCUCAUACUAUACCUGGUUCAGUGUCUGUGCCAUGUGCGGUGUCCUGUCCGGAGCUGUGCAGAUAUUCUACGCGUGGCGGAUCUUGAAGCUCUCAGGAUCCCGUAUAUGCUCAGGCCUCAUUGUUCUCGUGGGCAUCGAGACCAUCAUGAGUCUGCAGACCAACAUAUCUCCCUGGAUGGUCGGCGCAGCUGAUAAGCGUGCAGAAAACAUUACUAUUGCGGCUUGUGUGACGAUGAGCACGCCUGACAACGGCCACGUACUGCAACAGUUGCGCAAGAUGAAGAAUGGAAUCAUGGAGACGGAGAUUCUGAUCAAUCGCCUGAUCUGCAUCGUCGUCGAGACUGGAAGCCUUACCGCGGUUGUGUCCAUCGUCACACUCACGCUGGUCUUGGGUCUCCCAGAUGCUGUUCUUGUCCAAGCUAUAUUCCAACAGCGUGCUAUCUCCCUGAACAAUCGCGCCUUUGUAAAGCAGGCGUAG
Postia placenta MAD-698-R-SB12 is the source of this 801-nucleotide messenger RNA. RefSeq lists its product as hypothetical. The record is from RefSeq and is a predicted model, not a curated record. Bases 1 to 801 code for a protein of 266 amino acids. NCBI's taxonomy places the organism in Eukaryota, Fungi, Basidiomycota, Agaricomycetes, Polyporales, Adustoporiaceae. The transcript has 9 exons.